CCUGCGUUGCAAAAACAGCUGUCCCUCUAAUAAGACGAUCUACAUGCCCUGGUUUCCCUGUACAGUUUGAGGAGGACGCGAACAGCGAUACGCAGAAAAACAGGAAGAAAAACCGCAGGAUAUCCCCAAAGAAAAAGGUCCGAGAUGUCGUCAUGUGGAAUACAGUGAUCUAUGAGUUAUACCGGCAUACCUUGGAGAAAAAUAAAUAUAACGUAGGCUGCUGCGAAGGGUCAAGAUAUCGUUUGUCGUGGGGGAGAGUAACGCACUCGCCGCCAUAAAGGCGAUUAACGAGACCUCAGGAUAUGACUUUUCUUGCUGACCUCUGCUGGACGCUAAAGAGAGGAGUACGUUUUUUCUUUUUUUCCCUCUUUUUUUUCUCAAUCUGAAGAUCCCGGAAGCCUUAGCUGUAACUUAGUUCUUCAGAUUAUGUUUUGAGUGGCCGUGAGUAGUAUAUACUCUUCCCAACACAAAGUCCAAUAUAUACUGAUGACUAUAUUCCAUGCAGAGAAUUCAAAGUUCAAGGCACGUGAAGCAUCUCCUGGCUAUUUGCUGGAAGAAUUUCUUAAACGUAGAAGUGCUGAUCCCGAGAAUUCAAAGUUCAAGGCACGUGAAGCAUCUCCUGGCUAUUUGCUGGAAGAAUUUCUUAAACGUAGAAGUGCUGAUCCCGUGGCAGCAGCUUAUUACGUGCCUGCGAGGGCUCGUAGAAGUGCUGAUCCCGAGAAUUCAAAGUUCAAGGCACGUGAAGCAUCUCCUGGCUAUUUGCUGGAAGAAUUUCUUAAACGUAGAAGUGCUGAUCCCGGUCGCUGCUUUCUAUGCUGAGAGAAGAGGCCACAAAGGGUGACGAGCGACAAUAAAAGCACCUGGUAACCAAGCUCGAAAUGACGUUUUGCUCUUUUUCUUCGUGUCAACCGACCACACAAAUAAACGGCACAUGGAGAGAUUACUAAA
Ornithodoros turicata is the source of this 948-nucleotide messenger RNA. RefSeq lists its product as uncharacterized. The coding region runs from base 500 to 841 and encodes 113 amino acids. NCBI's taxonomy places the organism in Eukaryota, Metazoa, Arthropoda, Arachnida, Ixodida, Argasidae. The record is from RefSeq and is a predicted model, not a curated record. The transcript has 9 exons.